AACAAUCAGUAUUCCAUUGGCGAUAAUAGCAGAAAACAAAAUUUCAAGGCACAUUACAUCGAAAAUCCCACUGAAGUAAAGCUUUUAAUAGGAAUAACAGUGGACUGCAUCUAAAUGGCUAGCAUUUCGUUUAAGAAUCAACCCACCCAGGUGUUGCACACCUAUCAGGUUUGGCGCAUCGGCAGCAAUGUGAACGACAAGACUCUCGACCUCUGUUUGUCUGAUAAGUCGUUGGAUAAGUACCAUGCCAGUUUGACGCGCAGCGAGAAGGGAUUGUUUCUGGUCAACGAAAGUCGCAACGGAAGUGUGGCCGUGAAUGGAGCCAAGGUCGGUGGUCCGGUGCUCAUCACCUAUCGGGAUGCCAUCAAUGGCAUUGUUAAGAUCCGAUUUGGUCAUAUCGAGGGAUACCUUCGUGUAUCGGGCAGCAUUACCGGCUAGCGUUUAUGUAUCACUUUGGAUAUGUCCCUUUUUAAAUCGUAGGUUUUUUUUUGUACCGAAACUCAUAUUUGCGCGAAUAAAGCAGGCGAAAUAGAUAAUAGUUCUUAAGAUUAA
Messenger RNA from Drosophila yakuba, 552 nucleotides. RefSeq lists its product as uncharacterized. The record is from RefSeq and is a predicted model, not a curated record. The coding region runs from base 115 to 438 and encodes 107 amino acids. Gene Ontology annotation, molecular function: protein binding. NCBI's taxonomy places the organism in Eukaryota, Metazoa, Arthropoda, Insecta, Diptera, Drosophilidae. The transcript is spliced from 2 exons.